Molecule: messenger RNA, 594 nt
Organism: Paramuricea clavata
Lineage: Eukaryota; Metazoa; Cnidaria; Anthozoa; Malacalcyonacea; Plexauridae
Source: the annotation of a GenBank genome assembly
AUGGAAAAUAAUACUUGCGAUAUUAUCGAAAUAGUCAACGAAGCUACAAUUCCCGAACAAAACCCUCUAGCAGCAUCAUCCUCAUCCGAAGACGAAGAAAAAGCACCGCCAAAUUAUGAAAGAUCCCCAAGUCGCGGUAAAAAUAUUGAACAAUUAAAGGCAAUUUACAACAAGGAAGAGACCGUCGUCGCCACCGCAACAAAAUAAAAACAAAGUAAACCGAUACCCGUCCCUCGAAAGCGAAAGAGACCCGCCGCUAACACUGAAGGGCCUGGACCCGGAAGACCGACCAAAGAUUCGGCGUUGCUGCGUGACGCGAAAAGUGGCGAAGCCGAUGGUGAUGAUACAUUCGCAAUUCGCGAAGUAGCGCUUUUUUCGGGGAACGGUUCAGUUCGGAAAAAGGCAAAGCUGUUAACAAAGCACGACAAGGACAUUAAAUGCUUUGCAAUAAAGCACUAUGCGCCGCUCAAAUUCAUUGCAGAGGAGAAGGUAAAAGCCUUUGGAAAGAUAAAGGAACAAAGACACAAACUAAAAGUACUGAAUUAUAUGGAACAAAAUGUACUUGCAAACCUGCAAGAAAUACAAAACUUUUAA